ACUUGUUCGUGUUUCGUGAAGCUACGUCAACCAAGUCGUCACGGAAAAACGUAGCCAUCGUUCAUUUCAUAUUGUGAUUUCAAAAUGUCUCAUCGUAAAUUUAGUGCCCCUCGACAUGGGUCUAUGGGAUUCUAUCCUAAAAAGAGAUCCCAACGCCAUCGUGGUAAAGUUAAGGCAUUCCCAAAAGAUGACCCAACCAAACCAGUCCAUUUAACUGCGUUUAUUGGUUACAAAGCUGGUAUGACCCACGUGGUACGUGAAGCUGACAGACCUGGUUCAAAGGUAAACAAGAAAGAAAUUGUGGAAGCUGUAACAAUUUUGGAAACUCCACCAAUGAUUGUUGUAGGAUGCGUUGGGUACAUUGAAACUCCACAUGGCUUACGUGCUUUGGUCACUGUUUGGGCCGAACAUUUAAGUGAAGAUUGCCGUCGUCGCUUCUACAAGAAUUGGUACAAGAGUAAGAAGAAGGCAUUCACAAAAGCAAGCAAAAAAUGGCAAGACGAUUUAGGACGUAAAUCAAUUGAGAAGGAUAUUAAGAAAAUGGUUAAAUAUUGUAAAGUUAUUCGUGUUAUUGCCCACACUCAGAUGAAAUUAUUGAAACAACGUCAAAAGAAAGCUCACAUUAUGGAAAUUCAAUUGAAUGGUGGAACUAUUGAACAAAAAGUUCAAUGGGCUCGUGAACAUUUAGAAAAACCAGUUCCAGUUACACAAGUUUUCUCUCAAGAUGAAAUGAUUGAUUGUAUUGGUGUUACCAAGGGAAAAGGAUACAAAGGUGUUACAUCACGUUGGCAUACAAAGAAAUUACCACGUAAAACACACAAAGGUUUACGUAAAGUUGCCUGUAUUGGAGCAUGGCAUCCUUCUCGUGUAUCGUUCACGGUAGCACGUGCAGGUCAAAAAGGUUAUCAUCAUCGUACCGAAAUGAACAAGAAAAUCUAUCGUAUUGGACUUGGUAUCCAUACCAAGGAUGGAAAAGUCAUUAAAAAUAAUGCUUCAACCGAAUACGAUUUAUCAGAGAAAUCGAUUACACCAAUGGGCGGUUUCCCUCAUUAUGGUGAGGUCAAUAAUGAUUUCAUUAUGCUAAAAGGAUGUUGUAUGGGACCUAAGAAACGUGUUAUCACAUUGAGAAAGUCAUUACUUGUACAUACCAAACGUGCUGCAUUAGAGAAAAUUAAUCUUAAAUUCAUUGAUACAUCAUCCAAAUUUGGUCAUGGUCGAUUCCAAACGCCAGCUGAUAAAGCUUCAUUUAUGGGACAACUUAAGAAGGACCGUGUUAAGGAAGAAAAAACACCAGCCGGUGGUGCUUCAUCUUAAGUUGAUUAAAAUUAUUUAUUGUAUUUUUUAUUUACAAUAAAAUUUGAAAAACGAA
Chrysoperla carnea is the source of this 1369-nucleotide messenger RNA. RefSeq names its product 60S ribosomal protein L3 (gene RpL3). Gene Ontology annotation, molecular function: structural constituent of ribosome; RNA binding. Gene Ontology annotation, cellular component: cytosolic large ribosomal subunit; ribosome. The record is from RefSeq and is a predicted model, not a curated record. Gene Ontology annotation, biological process: translation; ribosomal large subunit assembly. NCBI's taxonomy places the organism in Eukaryota, Metazoa, Arthropoda, Insecta, Neuroptera, Chrysopidae. Bases 85 to 1314 code for a protein of 409 amino acids. The transcript has 7 exons.